UGCCAAUUAUAUCCCUCCAAGCAUCUCAUCCAGAGAAAAAGGAAAAUCCAUACAAUCAUCAGCUUCCGUUUUCUUUUCUUUUUUUUCUUUUCUUAAUUAUUUUUAUUUUAAAAUAAUAAUAUUUUUCUUAUGAAUCUUAAUCGAAGACAUCGAAAUCGUUUCUUUCGCUAGAAUCUUAGCUCUGUUUGCUAGCUUAGAAAAUGCAUACGCAUUUCCAAUGUUUAAAGUUCCUAAUCAAAUAGCAAAAAUUGUAAAUUUGAGAUUCUUGCCUUUCCCUUUAUAGGAAUAAUUACGCUGUAUAGGGUUUUCCGAUUUGCACUCUUUCCCUUUCUCGGUCGAUUUGACUUGUGUUUUUGGUUUUGCUUCAAUCGUCGUUUGAUGUCUGCCAAUUUGUAAAUUUUGAUCAAUUAGGGUGUUAUUUCCUUUGUUUAGUUGGAGCGACACAUAUAUAUUUGUGUAUAUAUACAUAGAGAGAGAGAGAGAGAGAGAGAGAGGAAGAGGGGUUAUCGAUGGUAGGGGAAGUGCAGCUGGAGGCAGUGGAUGCAGGGAAUCCGAGCGACUCUGAUCCUCUGCUCCAAAACAAGGCUGAUUCAUCAUCGCAGUCACCUGGAAGCUCGAGUGAGAUUAACAAUGAAGAAGACAUUGAGAAUAGUUCUGUUCCUUGUUGCCGCAUUUGUCUCGAGAGCGAUUGCGAACUAGAUCAUUGGAUGCCCUGCAAAGUGGCUGUCAAUUUUCUGGGGGUCUUUGCAAUCUCAGCUUCCUCAUUGGUAGCAACUACUGUGAACCAAGUGUUUCCAUGUGAUGAAUUAAUAUCUCCAUGCAUGUGUAAAGGCACCCAGCAGUUUGUUCAUCGUUCAUGCCUUGAUCACUGGCGCUCAGUUAAGGAAGGAUUUGCUUUCUCUCACUGCACAACAUGCAAGGCCCAGUUUCAUCUUCGAGUUGCGUUGUUUGAGGACAACUCAUGGCGCAAAGUGAAAUUCAGACUUUUUGUAACAAGGGAUGUUAUCAUUGUAUUUCUGGCUGUUCAAACCGUGAUUGCUGCAAUGGGUGGUUUUGCAUACUUUAUGGAUAAAGAUGGCGCCUUUAGGAAUUCAUUCAGUGAUGGUUGGGAUCAAAUUCUGUCAAGACAUCCAAUACCAUUUUACUAUUGUAUAGGGGUACUGGCAUUCUUUGUGCUGCUUGGUUUUUUUGGCCUUAUACUACAUUGCUCCUCCCUCAAUAGUAAUGAUCCCCGAAUGGCUGGCUGCCAGAACUGCUGUUAUGGAUGGGGAAUCCUGGAUUGCUUUCCUGCUUCCAUGGAGGCAUGCUUUGCAUUGGUUUUGGUUUUUGUUGUUAUCUUUGCCAUUCUAGGCAUAGCUUAUGGUUUCCUUGCUGCCACCAUGGCCAUUCAAAAGAUCUGGCAGAGACACUACCACAUCCUUGCUAAGAGGGAGCUAACGAAGGAAUACAUCGUAGAGGAUCUUCAUGGCUGCUAUACACCGCCAAAGUUGGAUUCAGAACAUGAAGAACGUCUGAAAAUGCUCAAGCUUUUAUAAUGAUGGGAGGGUUGAAGUUAUAAGACAUAUUCCUUACUUGUAUAUCAAAUUAAUAGGGAUGUUAAAGCUUCAUAAUGUUUCUUAUCUGAGAUAAAGAACUGGCAUGUUGUGUUUUGUUUGCUUGGCAAGCUUAUCAAACAGACGAAGGAUGAGAGCAUAUUAAUGCAUUAUGACCUGUACUUUUGUUGUGAA
Manihot esculenta (cassava) is the source of this 1727-nucleotide messenger RNA. RefSeq lists its product as uncharacterized. Bases 510 to 1535 code for a protein of 341 amino acids. The record is from RefSeq and is a predicted model, not a curated record. Lineage: Eukaryota; Viridiplantae; Streptophyta; Magnoliopsida; Malpighiales; Euphorbiaceae. Gene Ontology annotation, molecular function: zinc ion binding. The transcript has 7 exons.